UUAAGGUGGAGCAGCGAGUCUAGCAACCAGAGACAGAGAUCACAACGAUGAGGGGCCCACACCCUCCACCAUCAUACUCCGGCAUCGCUGCACCAGAAGACGACGGCGAUGUCUUGAAAACUACGACGACCGCCGUUAUUGGGCCCCGUAAAAAGGCCACCGGAGUCCGUCCCUGGCUUCUACUAGACUCCGCCGGCCAAGCCCAGGUGGUGGAGGCCGGAAAGCACGCUAUCAUGCGCCGCACCGGCCUUCCUGCCCGCGAUCUCCGCAUUCUGGACCCUCUUCUCUCUUACCCAUCCACGGUUCUGGGUCGUGAACGGGCCAUCGUCAUCAAUCUCGAGCACAUCAAAGCCAUUAUCACUGCCCAAGAAGUGCUCUUACUCAAUUCCAGAGAUCCUUCGGUUAUACCCUUCGUCGAUGAGCUUCAACGGCGCAUUUUGCGCCACCACCACGCCACAAAAGCUCAGGAGGGUGGAUUGAAUGCGACUGAUACGGAUUGGGCGAAUUUGUAUGAUGUGGAAGAGCCACAAUUAGCGGCAACAAGCCCUCAUAAUUUUUCCGGCAGAUUCCCGAAGAAGAAUGAGGAGGGUAAGUCAGACGGAAAACAAGCAAUGGAAAAUCGAGAUGGACUAAAGCUUCUUCCAUUUGAGUUCGUUGCAUUGGAGGCGUGCCUUGAGGCUGCUUGUAGUUCCUUGGAUAAUGAAGCAAGGACAUUGGAGCAAGAAGCUCAUCCAGCAUUAGAUAGGCUGACUUCCAAGAUUAGUACUCUCAAUUUGGAAAGAGUUCGUCAAAUUAAAAGCCGCUUGGUAGCGAUUUCUGGACGUGUUCAAAAGGUCAGGGAUGAAUUAGAGCAUUUGCUAGAUGAUGAUGAAGAUAUGGCUGAGAUGUAUCUGACUGAAAAGCUAGUCCAACAACACCUUGAAAAUUCUUCUCUGUCCUCUAUAAAUGAUCCAGAUGGCAUAGAUGAUGAAGUUCUUCAGUCAGAUGUGGAUGACAGAGUUCCUGCUGAAAUCUCAUUGGAAGGUAAUGGGGGUUCCAUCAGUUACGAAGAUGAUCCUGAACAUAGUGUCAACCAUCAGGAACAGUUAUUUGGCACGCAUAGCGCACUUAGUAGAGACAGUCAUGGGACCCAUACUAGUACCACACGCAGUGCUAUAAGCAAGCAACUUGACGUGGAGGAGCUUGAAAUGCUUUUGGAGGCUUACUUUGUUCAGAUUGAUGGUACACUGAAUAAGCUAUCCACACUGAGGGAGUAUGUUGAUGACACCGAAGACUACAUCAACAUCAUGUUGGAUGACAAACAAAACCAUCUACUACAAAUGGGAGUCAUGUUAACAACUGCAACCCUAGUGGUGAGUGCUUUCGUGGUUGUAGCAGGCAUUUUUGGUAUGAAUAUCAACAUUGAGCUGUUCAAUGAUGAAAAAGCUGGGAUGCCAGAGUUCCUCUGGACUAUUGGUGGAGGUGCCACUGGUAGCUUUUUCCUAUAUGUGAUCGCAAUUGCCUGGUGUAAGCACAAACGAUUGCUAGAAUGAGUAUAUGCGAUGGAAUGUAGGCCCUUUUAAUUGUUCGUAACUGUUCUGUUGCUUUCAUGAUUCAAAUACAGAAGGUUGAUUUUAAGAUAAUCUGUUGGCUAUUACAAAAAUAAAAAUCUAUACUUAAAUAAAAUUAUAAUGUAAUAUGUUUCCAUUACCAUACAUGAAAGAAAGAUG
This is a messenger RNA of Ilex paraguariensis (yerba mate), 1709 nucleotides long. The record is from the annotation of a GenBank genome assembly. Lineage: Eukaryota; Viridiplantae; Streptophyta; Magnoliopsida; Aquifoliales; Aquifoliaceae.